Molecule: messenger RNA, 1287 nt
Organism: Lottia gigantea (owl limpet)
Lineage: Eukaryota; Metazoa; Mollusca; Gastropoda; Lottiidae
Exons: 13
Biological process (GO): cilium assembly; intraciliary transport
Cellular component (GO): intraciliary transport particle B; centriole; cilium
Source: RefSeq, a predicted model, not a curated record
AAAAUGGUGCCUACGGUUGAGGGAAUGGAUGACAAAGGCCAGAGCAACACCAUUUUGUUCAAUGCCUCUAAAAGAGAAAUUUUUUCUUUGACAAAUGGAUUAAAAACAUUAAACAGAAAGCUCAGAUCAACAUGGAAAUUAGUAGGAAAUAAAGAAGAGAUAACAGAAGAAAAGUUGUCGCAAGCCAGAGUUUUUGUUACAGUUGGUCCAAGAGAGAAGUUUUCAGCACUUGAGUUUGAUGCUAUAAAGAAAUAUUUAGAAAAUGGUGGAAGUGUUCUUAUUUUGGUUGGAGAGGGUGGUGAAUCCAAAUUUGACACGAACAUCAAUUUUCUGUUAGAAGAAUAUGGUAUUAUGGUUAAUUCAGAUGCUGUAGUGAGGACAUCAUAUUUCAAAUAUUUUCAUCCAAAAGAAGCUUUAAUAGCUAAUGGUGUAUUGAACAGGGCAAUAAGUCAAGCAGCUGGGAAAACAUUCGCAGUGGGCGGAGAAGAAGAUACUAAUAAUGCACAAGCUUUAUCAUUUUUAUAUCCAUAUGGAGCUACUAUUAAUGUUAUAAAACCAUCAUAUGCUGUUCUAUCAACUGGUAGUGUUUGUUUCCCUUUAAACAGGCCAGUUUGUGCUUUACACACUACAAAGGCUAGCAAAGGUAAACUAGCAGUUGUUGGCUCUGUACACAUGUUUCAUGACCAAUAUAUAGAUAAAGAAGAAAAUAGCAAAGUUCUUGAUGUACUGAUUAACUAUCUUACUACAGAUGAUAUCAGAUUAAAUGUUAUAGAUGCUGAAGAUCCAGAGAUAUCUGAUUAUAAUCAACUACCAGAUACAGCUAGAUUAGCUGAAGAAUUAAAAACAUGUCUACAGGAGAGUGAUGAUAUUCCACGUGAUAUAACUACAUUAUUUGAUAAUUCAUUAUUUAAAUUAGAUACCAGUAUAGUACCUAAAGCUAUAGAAGCUUAUAGUCAAUUAGGAUGUAAACAUGAGAAUUUAACACUUAUAACACCACAGUUUGAAACGCCCUUACCACCUUUACAACCUGCUACAUUCCCACCAAAUUUUCGAGAGUUACCCCCACCUCCAUUAGAACUAUUUGAUUUAGAUGAACAGUUUUCAUCGGAAAAAGUUAGAAUUGCUCAAAUCACAAAUAAAUGUACUGAUGAUGAUUUAGAAUAUUAUACCAGAGAAUGUGGUGAUAUAUUAGGUAUAAUACAGAAAUUACCUCCAGAUAAUAGAGAUGCUAAACAUGUCCUGGAAUAUGUCUUAACACAAGUUGUUGAAUUUAAAAAGUUGAAUCAG